Messenger RNA from Uranotaenia lowii, 3566 nucleotides. Its product is annotated as dual specificity mitogen-activated protein kinase kinase 4-like. Lineage: Eukaryota; Metazoa; Arthropoda; Insecta; Diptera; Culicidae. Bases 404 to 1567 code for a protein of 387 amino acids. Gene Ontology annotation, molecular function: ATP binding; JUN kinase kinase activity. The record is from RefSeq and is a predicted model, not a curated record. The transcript has 5 exons. Gene Ontology annotation, biological process: protein phosphorylation; MAPK cascade.
AGAGUGUCAUUUAUUUCUCGCAGCGAUCGAACGACACUGCAAAGUGGCAGGAAAAAAUUUACAUCGGAGAACAGAAGAUUACUGCGGCUCUGUAAAUAGUUUUCCAAAGUGUUCCGACCCGGAGGAUAGGACGCGACGCGGAUAUAACCCGAGAAACGACGACGUUCAGGUUCCGCCGGAACGUGCAAACCGAGUGUAGCGCGAAGUUUCGCUGCGUAGACUUUUUUUCCUCUCCCCAUUCUGAGGGAAAGAUUUGUGUUGCCUUCUGAUUGUCAUCAAAGAUUGAUUUUUUGGAGUCCCUCGAAAAAUAGUUCCUCAAAUUUUCUUUCGCUAAAGUGCAGCUCGGCGUAGAAGCCCUCCAGUCCAUCGAUUCGGUCCCCAAUAAACAUCACACACAAUCGGAAUGGCCGAUCAAACGAAUCAAAACUCUCCCCAGGAGCCCAUGCGAGGCAAGUUCAUGCCACUAGAUUUGAACAAUGCCAAUUGCGAUCGGAAACGACCGACUAAGAGGCUGAGUUUCCAGCCGAGUGGCAAAACGCCACCACUAUCGGACAAAACCAGGGAUCGGAUAAAGAUGCAGGCCACCGGAACCCUACAAAUUGCACCGAAUCAGGUGUACGAUUUCACCGCAGACGAUCUGAUUGAUGAGGGAGAAAUCGGUCGCGGAGCGUUUGGAGCCGUUAAUCGAAUGAAGUUUGUUCGGACCGAUACGGUCAUGGCGGUGAAACGCAUUCGCUCGACCGUCGACGAAAAAGAGCAGAACCAGCUGCUGAUGGAUUUGGAAGUGGUCAUGAAUUCGCAUGAUUGCAACACUAUAGUCACAUUUUACGGAGCGCUUUUCAAGGAAGGUGAUUGCUGGAUCUGCAUGGAGCUCAUGGACACUUCGCUGGACAAAUUUUACAAAUUUAUCUGUGAUUGCCAACACGAUCGCAUCCCGGAAUCCAUCCUGGGGCAGAUCACCCUGGCCACUGUGAAGGCACUGAACUAUCUGAAGGAAGAACUCAAAAUCAUCCAUCGGGAUGUGAAGCCGAGCAAUAUUCUGCUUAAGCGUAAUGGUGACAUUAAACUUUGUGAUUUCGGCAUUUCCGGUCAGCUGGUGGAUUCCAUUGCCCGAACCAAGGAUGCCGGCUGCAGGCCUUACAUGGCGCCCGAAAGGAUUGAUCCGCAGCGCGGCAAAGGUUACGACGUCCGAAGCGAUGUGUGGUCAUUGGGAAUCACGCUGAUGGAAGUUGCCACUGGAAAGUUUCCCUAUCCGAAAUGGGGAUCAGUGUUUGAGCAGUUGUCUCAGGUUGUCGAAGGUGAUCCGCCCAGACUUUCGCCAUCUUACAACGGUAUGGAAUUUUCGGCAGAUUUCGUCCACUUUGUCAACACUUGCCUGAUCAAGGACGAAAAGGACCGCCCGAAGUACGGCAAGCUGCUACAGCAUGCCUUCAUCCAGCGCACCGAAAACUGUCUCACGGAUGUGGCCGCCUACGUUGGUGAGAUCCUGGAAUCGAUGGCCAACAAUGGCAUCACCCCGUUCACCACGAACCUGCCGGCGGAAAGUUGGAACGAAAGCUUCAACUAGGGAAGCAGCAGCUACGGCAGCAACAGGAUGCUGCAGGUGGUGUAUUGAAGGGUUCAGAUUUUCGGGGUUGGGGAUACGUUAGGGAACGUUGAGGAUUGUAAAUUUUCGUCAACUGUGGGUUUGUGUUUUCGGUUAAAACAAAACGGGAGGAAGUGUGAUGGUUUAAAGUGAGAUUUCGGGGACUCGGCCUUGUGUGUCCUGAGUAGGGUUAUGUUUUUGGGCUAAGAUAAAACGAAAAUGUACGUUCGAGUGAUUGUAUGCAUGUGUAUGUGUGUGACAAGGACAAUAAAUUGUCUAUAAUGUAUCUUUCGUUCGAUCCUUACCUUGCUGCCUAUAAUUUAUGUUUGUGGAUAGAAGGAUUUAAAAACAUGUUCCGAUGAAUUUUCUAGUAUGUCAGUUGAAAAUCGGUGAUUGAAUAUGUGUGCUUCUGAGGGACGACUGUGUUUGGUUGUGUUUACUGUACACUUACAGUGAUUGAACUGUAGGGAUUUAAUACUUUUAAAAAUAUAAUAUAAUAAUACACGUAAAAGAAACUAACUAUUCAUAAACAUAAACUGAACAGAGAAAUAAAAAUAGAUUAUACGUGAACGAGAGAACUGAUUGAGUCUGAAGCGGUAAGAAAGAAAAUAUUUGUUGUUAGUUGUUGAAUAAAUCAAUUGAUUUUGAACACUCAAUAUAAGCGCUUUUUAGAGAAGAACCGUUUUGAAAACAUAAAAAAAUUGCGCUAUAGUUCAAAAAGAUUAAUAAAACUUAUAAAGCAGCGGCAAAAGCCGUUGUUAAUGCGUAGGAAUAAACAUUGACACCCAUUGAGUUAACCAGGAAGAAAUUAAUUGCAACUAGGAUAACAGAUAACAUUUUACCGACUUUUAGUUUUCCUUGCUUGCACUUUAGUUACAUGCCAGUAAUUCUUGACGGUAAGCAUUAACGACGAUGUUCUCGUAAUAGUCUAUCAACAACCAGAAAUAGGAAACUCGAUUUUAUAAGAAGUCUUCCUUAUAUUUUCGUUUUUUUUUUUUAAAUAAAACUUUCGUUCUCUUCAUUUUUCUUUCAACAUAUCGAUUCAAACGAUACUAGAAGCUGCAACGCAUUUUUACUAUUUACUGUCUUGCCUUAACAAUAUCCAACUAUAGCUAACAAUAUCACAAGUUCACAACCGCUACUUGAUUUUUUAUUAAAUUUGGAAACGCUUUCAAAAAAAGUAUAACAUUUCUGUUCAAAUUAGAUCAUUAGUGACCCUAAGUAAGAUUUUCGUAAAUUUGUGGUUUUUCAGAGUAUAAACUAAAAGAUAAUAUUCCUCCUUCUUGUAUGCUUUUAGAUUGAAGUUUUUCUGUUUGGACGCUGCAAAAUUUGAGCAUCCUUUUCUCUAAAAGAGCUUAUCAUCCAUACACCAUGUAGUUAAGUGAAAAAAAAAACAAACAAAAAGAAAAUGAACGUCUCUACCUACACCACUACACAAUCGCUGACACUACUAAACUCACACACGUACUAAUAUAAACUUAACAUUCGAUAGAAAAUAUUAUUUCAAUACUGAAUAUAUUGAAACGUAGCAAGAAUUUUAAGGUUUUGAAUCUUAGAAAAACUGAAAAAGAUGUACGAAAUCAUGCAGACUAAUCACAAUAAGUUUGAGUCAAUCCGUUCUAUAGUUCGUACUCAAAAGAGCAACACUUGCAACCACAAAUAAACACAAACACACUAGGAGGAAAUAAAUCAAAUACAGAGAUUAAAAGUAUGUAAAAAUAAAAGUAGCGAAAGAACACUUAAAUUUAAAUAACUAACUAAUUCGGCCACUUUUCGCGAGAAAAAAAAACUGAAAAGUUGAGCGAAAAGCAACACAAUUAGCAAUUGAAAGAAAAAAAUACCUAGUAGUUGAUUACAAAAAAGGAAAAUAAUAGCAGCAAAACAAGAAACAAAACAAACACGUACGGAAACUCUAAACCAUCCUGUAAGCUAUAGACUAAAGCGAAAGCGCGACACGUCGAAGAAAGAAAAAAAAACAAGA